CGGCCCCUGUAAAAUGGCUGCUACCAGUGAUGAACGAGGGGAGAAUGCUUUUCUUCCGUCUACUAAGGAGCUAGAAGUAUUGAGAAGAAAUGUCAGCAAACUCCAAAGAGCAAUUAGUGAUCACAGAAUCUUGUCGAUGGAUCUUUAUUCAGCUGAACUGAUAUCUUAUGCAACUCUUCAAAAAGUGAAUGUUCCUAAUACUACACCUGAUACACAAAGCUACGAGAUUAUAAAUAGCUUACUUCAAGUAGUAACCAUUACUCCUAGCAGUUUUCACAAGCUCCUCAAUAUACUAGAAAUGCACCCAGGACUACUACUGACUCCUGUUGUCAAAGAAAUGAAAAAAGACUGUGGUAUUGUCGUUGAAUCUUGUGAAUCUGAAUGCUCAUCACCUGUAAAGCAAACAGAAAUCAGUGAUGACCAGCGAAAAGAGAUAGUCAUUCCUGAUGGUCGAAGCAUACAAAAAGACUAUGAUCAAAUGCUUGGGAAGUUAGCUGGAUUAGUGCUUCGUUUUCAGACAGUAGUUAAAAAGGAAAAUGUCAACAUUGAAGAUCUGAAGCAAUAUGUCAUCUUACGUUAUCCUGAUGAACAGUAUAGAGAUGAACUAGGGGAAGUGAGAGAUAUUAAUACAGUGUUUGCUGUAGUUCGUAGGAGAUUCUGCUCUCUUUUCAAUUAUGAAAUCCUAAGAGAAAUUGCUGAUAAUUUUAAGCUUGCUAAUGGAUUUAAAGUAAUACAAGAAUAUGAAGCAGAGGAAGAGAAUUAUCGUAAAUUGUUGAGUAGCUCUGCACUUGCCAGUGAGCUGCAGAGAGAAAAUGAAUUGCUUCAUCAAAAUUUAUCUCGUACUAAGAGAAUCAUUCUUAAGCUACAAAGAUGGUUACAUCCACCAGCACCGACAGUUGAUGAGUUUCGUGAAAUUAUUAAAAAUGUUUUUGCUCACCUUGAAGAUUUGCUUCAUGUUCUUCAUGUUGAGGCUGGUUCAAUCAUAAUUACAAUGAUUGCUCCUGAACGAGUGACAGGAACACUAAUAGCUCUGGCAAAAAGGAAAAUAGCAUAUCUUAAGGAUAUUGGAGUGACUUGGCUAACAAUUGGAGACACUUUAAUAAUCAGUGACAUUGAAGACACAGAAGAGUUAUCACAUGAUGUUAUGGAACAAGACAUUGAAGACAAGCCCUCUUCCUCAAAUCCUAAUAUAGAGGAAAAUAGUUCAGACAAUGUUGAUCAACUGCCAAGUUCACCAAUUGGAGCAGUUACUGGUACUGUUUUUCAGUUAAGUCAUCUAUCAGAACAAGCUGGAGCAGAUGAUGCAGGAGAUGAUACUGAUCAAGGAAUGGGAACUGAUUCAGCUACUCCAAUUGUUGACAAAACAUGGCGUCAUUAUCCUAUCACACCAAGAGAAGUAAUGAUUAUUGGAUCCUUUGGUGAUCAUAAUAAUUGGCUGGAACAACAACACAUUAUAUCACCAAAAAUACUUACAACAGAGUUAUCAGAUGAAUGGAGGAAAGAAGAGAUUGAGAAGAUUGCAGGCUUGUAUAGCAGAAAUCCUGACAGUCUUCCUAUUAAAUCAAUUCAUUAUGAUUUACCAGGAAAAGAGCGUACUAAAGAAUAUUACAUGAAAACAAUAAAACAACUUUUCAUUAACUAUAAACAGCCAGGGGCUAUUCUCUAUUAUACUGGUCAUGGAGAGAAGGACACUGGUAACUGGUGCUUUAAAGAUGGAGUAAUCUCAUUCAAUGAUAUCUUUGAAUUAUAUGUGAAUCAUUUUAAAGGGAAACCAUUAACAAUAGUGUCAGAUUGCAGUUAUUCUGGUAACUGGAUCAAUGAAUGUGGUAAGAGGUUAGAUGAGCUGAAUGUUCUAUCGUGUGGACACCACACAAGAGAGCAAGGGCUAUUGUUUAAGAUAUAUGCAUCUUGUCGACCUAAUCAAGAAGCUACUGCAUUGUGUUAUAUUAAUGAAGCUGUUGAGUAUAGUGAAGCAGAUGUAGAUGUGAUAUUGUGGAUUAAUAAAACACUAACAUCAGGACAGAAGACAAUGAGUAUUGACUUUAGAACCAUUCAUUGUGGUAAACCAGCUAAUGAACCCUGUGAAGCUGAUACUGACUGUACUUGGAAUGACUACCUUAGUAACAAGUAUCAUCUCAUUUAUCUUGUUCGUGGUAAAGAAAAAGGAUAUGCAGCCUGGCAUUAUGUGUUAGUUGAUGAAGAGAAACUUGUUGACUUUAAAACUCAAGUAGCUACUAAAAGCAUUGAGCUUUCCAAAUAUGGUAAAAUAUUAGAGUCAGGAUUUGGUAAAGAUCCUCCUAAAGGCAUUGAUCGAAAGCUGGAGCUUCGAUUUGGUAAAUUACUGGAGCCACUUUAGAUUACAGUAACAUGCGUACUAACUUGUACAAUAUCUGCUAACAAUUAUUAUUAUUAUUAUAAGAAUUAUACAUCAUGUAGUGUUUUUUAACUUUUUUAGCUGUAACAUGACUUUUUAUAUGAGUGUACUAAUUUGAUCACAA
Amphimedon queenslandica is the source of this 2498-nucleotide messenger RNA. RefSeq lists its product as uncharacterized. The coding region runs from base 14 to 2356 and encodes 780 amino acids. The record is from RefSeq and is a predicted model, not a curated record. The transcript is spliced from 8 exons. NCBI's taxonomy places the organism in Eukaryota, Metazoa, Porifera, Demospongiae, Haplosclerida, Niphatidae.